GGGUCCGGGGCGGGCGGCAGGGCGGGCUGGGAGAUCUCCUCCCCCCACCACAUUGAGAAAUCUCAGUGAGUCACCGAGUGGUUCUGCAUAUUAAUGAGCUCGCUCUCGGAGAGGGCAGGAGCGAAUUUAAAAGAGGCCAGGGUGGGCGGAGGGAAGCUGUGGGGAGAUCGCAGCACCCAGCGCCAAGCGCAGCGCAGCAUCGCGACAGACGGCAGGAGCACCCAUCGACGGGCGCAGCUGGAGCGAGCCGAGCCGAGAGAGGCGUGCUCGAAAGCGAGAACCGAGCCGGGCGGCAUCCCCCGGCCGCCGCACGCACAGGCCGGCCGCCCUCCUCGCCUCCCUGCUCCCCACCGCGCCCCUCCGGCCAGCAUGAGGCUCCUGGCGGCCGCGCUGCUCCUGCUGCUCCUGGCGCUGUGCGCCUCGCGCGUGGACGGGUCCAAGUGUAAGUGUUCCCGGAAGGGGCCCAAGAUCCGCUACAGCGACGUGAAGAAGCUGGAAAUGAAGCCAAAGUACCCACACUGCGAGGAGAAGAUGGUUAUCAUUACCACCAAGAGCAUGUCCAGGUACCGGGGCCAGGAGCACUGCCUACAUCCUAAGUUGCAGAGCACCAAACGCUUCAUCAAAUGGUACAACGCCUGGAACGAGAAGCGCAGGGUCUACGAAGAAUAGGGCCGAUGAUGUUGGAAAGGAAAACUCCAGGCCAGUUGAGAGACUUCAGCAGAGGACUUUGCAGAUUAAAAUAAAAGCCCUUUCUUUCUCACAAGCAUAAGACAAAUUAUAUAUUGCUAUGAAGCUCUUCUUACCAGGGUCAGUUUUUACAUUUUAUAGCUGUGUGUGAAAGGCUUCCAGAUGUGAGCUCCAGCUCUCCUGUGCACCAGACUUCAUUACAAGUGGCUUUUUCUGCCGAAGGGAGGGGGGUUUACCGGGGAUGGGACCUCAAGCCUUUCUUUCCUUUUUAAAAUCAGGGGUUUUGUGUUUGUCCAUACGUCACCGCACAUCUGAGCUUUAUAAGCGCCUGGGAGGAACAAUGAGCGCAGUUGAGGCAAUUCACUGCACCGUUGUUCCAGUCCCGGCUUGCAAAGUGAAGCUUCCGCUCAGAGAGCCUGGCGCCUCUGCACAGCUGCCAUGGGCUCUCCUGGGCUUAUGACUGGUCAGAGUUUCAGUGUGACUCCACAGUGGCCCCUGUUGCAGGGCAAUUGGGAGCAGGUUCUUCUGCAUCUGUGCCUAGAGGAACUCAGUUUAGUUACCAGAAUGAGCUUCAUCCCCACCCACCCUUCACCCCCCCAGCUCAUUCCCCCUGUCAAGACCAGGCAAGUGAUCCUUAGAGGAGCUGGAUUUUUCUUGCAACCUGAGGGUUUCUGAAAAGGCCCACUGUGUCGGUAGAUGAUGUUUCUGAAGCAUUGAAAGUCCCCAGCAGUGUGAGAAAACUAUGUACGGGAGGAAAAGGGAAGAUUCAGGAUUAGAUACAGGACACUCAACCAGAGCAUCCUAUUGGCAAAGGGAAACCCACCAAGCUGUGUCUCUUUCCCUCACUCCAACAGAAAGCACAUUCCCCUCAGUGCAUAUGCAAACGGCACAGUCCUCUGAGUUAGGACGAGCCUGUGCCCUGCCCUCUGCUUUGUACAUAUUACCUUCCAUGUCCCCACCCCCCACUCCGCACACUGCCCCUCAGUAGAGGCUGCACUGUACGGCUGUGGAUCUGCUAUGUAAAUGCUGAGACCCAUGAGUGCUGCAUGCAGCUUUCAUGUUCUUUCUAAGGUGAAAAAAAAAAAGAAAGUAAUAAAAUAUAUUUGAAGUUACCAAAA
Messenger RNA from Mastomys coucha (southern multimammate mouse), 1805 nucleotides. RefSeq names its product C-X-C motif chemokine ligand 14 (gene Cxcl14). The coding region runs from base 94 to 669 and encodes 191 amino acids. Lineage: Eukaryota; Metazoa; Chordata; Mammalia; Rodentia; Muridae. The record is from RefSeq and is a predicted model, not a curated record. The transcript is spliced from 4 exons. Gene Ontology annotation, biological process: cell chemotaxis; antimicrobial humoral immune response mediated by antimicrobial peptide. Gene Ontology annotation, cellular component: extracellular region. Gene Ontology annotation, molecular function: chemokine activity.